GAAAGUAAAUUCAAAUUAUCGAGCACGGCUUAUUGUUAUCUUUUUCUACUACGUCACGGGUUCUCGUUUUGGACCGGGUGUUGGGAAUGCAAGUGAAUUUGAAAAUACGUGCCAGGUAGAUAUAAAUGAAAUAGGUACAAAGGUACAUUGAGAAUGGAAAUUUGGGUCUGACGGGAAAGGUGAACCAAGGUCCUGGCAGGUGUAUCGAUUUUUUCUCGGGUGUUGUCAAAUCUGAAAUCUGUCAGAAAUAUUUACUCUUCGACAAGAAGUGCUCAAUUCUGAGGCAAGUUUUUCGCCAAGGAGAAAACAUGAGGACACUUUUACCUGUACAAGAUUACUAGGUCAAUAUGAUGAAGAAUCCAUUCUACAAUCUGUCCACUGUCGGAAGUGGGGAGAGCGUCUUUAUUUAUCCGCUGGACGGCUCGGUCACUCUCCUUGGGUCGGGUACCAAAGACUUGGUGGUUCAUCGUCUCCGCCCGCCACCAGGGGGCGUUAAGACCAAACAUGUCGCCUACCACGGAGUGAUGAAGUAUAAAAGCCCAGACGAAACGAAGGAGGAAAAACAGCGGAAAGGGAUUCUGAAGAAUUCUUCAGGAAAUCAGUUAGAUGGACGCGAGGGGGCAUCUCAAAAACUUGACGUGUCUAAGAUUCAGUGUGUUUUAAAGAAAAGGAAAACCUCUGCAAAUGAGAAACAAUCAAAUAGCUCAUAUAGUUCUAAGAGUCAGAAGAAAGUGAAAUUUGAUGACAAACUUAAUAAACUGACUGAACUAGGUAUAAAGUAUAAAGCUAUGGAUCCAGACAUGCGCAGUCAUCCUGGCGAUGUAUCCCACAUCCGGCGACAGCAUCAAAUUCAGCGAAUUCCGGUCAAGUCUUGUCAAACUUCAGAGGUAUUACAUGAUCAGGAGAAAACAUCGAUGAAAAUUUCGGAUAUUUACGACUUAAAAGAUUCCCAUGAAAAUAGGACUGUAUCUCCAAGGUCGCUGUCAAAAUCUACAUCAACCAACAGCGGAAGUUUACAUCGCCGUACGUCAGGGGACUCGUAUCCGCUUAUUGAGACUGAUGCCGAGGAUUUUGUGCGGAUGGAUGUUUGUGAAGACGGAGUAAUUCCAACCUACAACCCGCGUGAAUCAACUUAUCAAGGGGAUCGUGAUUCAAGGAGUGGGGGAGAUAUGACGGAUUAUAGUAACAGGCUAAUUGAAAAUGGAAUCCCCGUAUUUACUAAGACUGGGAAGUUUGUUAGGACAACUAAACUCAAUAACUAUUUUCGUGAGAAAAAAUGUGAAGGUGAAACUGACGAUAGUAUGAAGCCAGACAAACCGAAUUAUCGUCUGCCUUUAGAAUCAAACCGGAAAGACAAAUCAAAUUCGAACCCAAGAGAAAUCAGAAGAGUGUCGUCUGCUCAGAAGUCUUCCAUGAAAACAACGACAAACAGUACUAGUGGUGCUAAAAUUACGCGGUCAAGCGUGAAGCCGUUCAUGUUUACUCGUUACAGUAAAGACCAGGGCCCUCCCCCCUCAUCUCAUCCAGACAUGAACAACAAUAAAAACUUCUGUGAUGAUUUCAAGACUUAUGAUAUCAUAAGAUGGCUAACCAGUGUCAAAGAGGUUCAGUCAAAAGAGGGUUUCUCGAGCUUCCCAAUCGAACACGGUGCACGUCAGUAAACCUUAAAACUUCAUGUGUCAGAUCAAGUGAAUAUGGUGCACUUGAAAACUUCUUAGCCCUGAAUGUGACUGAUAGUUAAAUUUCAGUAUUAUAUUUGCAACCCGGGUGCUUCUUAAGUGUCUCAGUUUUGUAAUAAGUUAUGGUCAGUUGUUUUUUGUGCUUUUUUGUUUUCGUUUUGUGCACUGAUUGUAUUUUUGACAAUUGUUUAUCUUAUGUAGGUACUACUACAUGUAUACUAGUUCACAUCCUGCUAGUAUAAGUUCAAUGUGUAUUUUAAAUUUGUUUUCAAUAAUUCAUUCCAUCUCUUGUAAUUCGGUGCAAAAUGAAUCGUCUUUUGCCAAGAAACUUUCGAAACCUGAUCACGUAUUUUCCCUCUUUGUAUUUUGUUUCGUUCAAAGAAUGGGCAUCAAGCACUGAAUUCCCCCUCCUCAUUUUCCCUCCCAGAUGUUGUUUAAAGAUAUUCUGUCCAACUCUGUUAUCCUUUUGUAAAGGACUAACUCAUAUUUAUUGUUGGGUUUCUGAAACGCCAUGGAAUUUGGAAAUUUUCAUGUAUUUACAAUGUAAUUACACGGAAUUAACUUUUUUACUAUAUUAGACAUACAUGUGCCACCUUAUUUAGAAAGGAAAAGACGAACUAAAUUAGGUGUGGUUUUUACUGAAUGAGGAAUCGUUGUUCUUAAUUUUUCGUUUAGAAGGACGCGAUUGACGUUUGUAACAAGUACACCGGUCACAUGAUCAAGUACACCGUUUCAAGGUCGACGAACUGCUCUGUUUCUCUCUUCUCGAUUUGUUUCUUUCUGUCAAAUUUUCGUUAACUCGAGAAGUUAGAACGAUAACGGGCAUGCACUUGUAAACAUAGGAUAUCUUUUCCCCCUUCUCUCAUUUAUACGGAGAGAAAGAGAGAGAAGGAGAAAAACUGGGAGGGAAUGAUUCUCGUUUGAUAUCACACAAGGACACUCUUGUAUAAACAAAUUAUGAAAUUGAAAUGAUCUGUAUUUUGACAAAAUUUCAAUCCUAUUGUAAAGUAUGCAAUUACUGUACCUGAGAUUUAAAUAGAUUAUAAUUAGCUUAAGCUCAUUAACACAUUGAAAGAUUAGUUUAGAUUAACAGGCCCCACAUGUUAUAAAGCGGUUGAUGUAGCAGUAAUAUCUGUUUCUGAUAUAUUUAUGGACUGAUAUAA
Messenger RNA from Saccostrea echinata, 2842 nucleotides. RefSeq lists its product as uncharacterized. The coding region runs from base 348 to 1661 and encodes 437 amino acids. The transcript has 2 exons. NCBI's taxonomy places the organism in Eukaryota, Metazoa, Mollusca, Bivalvia, Ostreida, Ostreidae. The record is from RefSeq and is a predicted model, not a curated record.